AUGACUACCGACGACGGAUCUUUGAAGGGGAGUUGUGAAGUCAUCAAGGUGGAGGAUGCUGGACUUUCGGAAGCCGAGACUUUCCUUCAACACUACCCUCUGCUGCGAGGGAAGACCAAGGAUGAACUUGAGAGGCUGAACAAGGCUGUUCUGAAGAAGCUCGACUGGAAGUUUCUGCUCAUCAUCACUUUAAUGCUCUUGAUGAACUACCUCGACCGCAUCAACGUCUCAAAUGCACGUCUUGCUGGUAUGCAGCAUGAUAUCCACAUGACGGAUGUGGAGUGGUCUGCUGGCAUCUCGCUCUUCUACGUGGGAUACAUUAUCUCACAGGUGCCAGCCAACAUCAUCAUGUCCAAGCAGAAGCCUCGUAUCUGGAUGCCUUGCAUUAUGCUCGCGUGGUCCUCCGUCACGAUAUGCAUGCCUGCUUGCACCCGACCUUGGCACUUUAUGCUUUGUCGUUUCCUCGUGGGGUUCACCGAAGGCCCAUUCCUCCCGGUCGUGGCGCUCAUGACGUCUAGCUGGUAUACAAAGCAAGAGAGCCCUUUGCGCAUGGCUAUCUGGCACGCAGGAAACAUCGUAUCAAACGUCUUCUCCGGUCUCCUUGCCGCAGGCAUCUUGACCAACAUGGACAACAUCGCGGGUUUGCAUGCGUGGCAGUGGUUCCUCUUGCUCGAGGGUAUCGUGUCUAUCAUGGUUGCCAUUCCUGGGUUCUGGCUUCUACCAAACUUCCCUAACAACACUGGAACCUACUACUUCACUCCAGAAGAGCAGCAGAUGGCGCAAUACCGACAAUCCGUAUCUUCCGGAUGCGUGACGGAGGAUGACGAAGGCGACUACAUUGGCGGCUUAAUGCAGGCGAUUCGGGACCCGUUCACGUGGCUGUUUGCUGGCAUCCAUUUCUCCCUGAUUAUCGCCCAGUCGUUCAAGGACUUUUUCCCAUCUAUCAUGGACACCCUUGGCUUUGGAAAGGUCGAGACUUACCUUGUCCAAGCUCCGCCAUACGUCAUCGCCUACAUUGUGACGCUAGUCGUCUCGUGGUCGUCUGGUCGCAUGCUCGAGCAUGGCUAUCACAUCAUCGGUGCUAUUUCGACUACCCUGAUUGGCGCAAUCAUUAUGAUCAGCACUCUCAACACAGGUGCACGGUAUUUCUCCAUGAUAUUGCUCUGCUGUGGCCCGUUCGUAGGCUUGAAUAUCCAGCUUUCAUGGGAGACUACUGUCGUGCCGCGACCACGAACGAAAAGGGCGGCACUCAUUGCUAUCGCAAACUGCGUGUCAAGUGUCAGUCAUUGGUUCACGCCGUAUUUCUUUUUGAGAAACCAGGAGCCGAGGUACGAGACCGGAGGUGGCUGCAUCAUCGCCGGAUGCGGCUUGACUAUAGUGCUAUGUUUGGUGACGAAGUGGUGGUGUAGUAAGAAGAACAAGGCUUUGGUCACAGAGGAGGAGCGCACGGGGGUUGUGAACAGCUGGAGGUUCGCGAAGUAG
Messenger RNA from Alternaria ventricosa, 1482 nucleotides. RefSeq lists its product as uncharacterized. The coding region runs from base 1 to 1482 and encodes 493 amino acids. Gene Ontology annotation, biological process: transmembrane transport. Gene Ontology annotation, molecular function: transmembrane transporter activity. The record is from RefSeq and is a predicted model, not a curated record. The transcript has 2 exons. Gene Ontology annotation, cellular component: membrane. Lineage: Eukaryota; Fungi; Ascomycota; Dothideomycetes; Pleosporales; Pleosporaceae.